Messenger RNA from Gekko japonicus, 6564 nucleotides. It is a transcript of the gene COQ10A, whose product is annotated as coenzyme Q10A. The record is from RefSeq and is a predicted model, not a curated record. Gene Ontology annotation, molecular function: ubiquinone binding. The coding region runs from base 105 to 923 and encodes 272 amino acids. Lineage: Eukaryota; Metazoa; Chordata; Lepidosauria; Squamata; Gekkonidae. Gene Ontology annotation, cellular component: mitochondrion. Gene Ontology annotation, biological process: ubiquinone biosynthetic process; cellular respiration. The transcript has 6 exons.
GACAGGGUCAGGGUUCACGGAGGCCGGAGCCGGUGUCUGUCUGGUCGCGGGCAGAACUGAAGAGGCCGGGAGUCGGACGUUUCCUUCAGGUCCACCCCCCCUUCAUGGCGGCUCGCCGGCUCCGGGAAGUUUUGCAACUGGGAGCGCGGGGAGGGCUGCGGCUAAGAGCGCCCCCGGCCGGCAGUUUCAGGCACAUGCCAUCCUGUGGGAUUCUGAUGAUCCGCGCUCCCCAUGCUGCUGGAAACCUCGAUUGGGAUCUCAGUUCCCAGCACAGCCGGACAUUCAUCAACUUUACGGGGCCUUUCACCAACAAACGGAAGGAAUAUUCAGAAAGGAGGAUCAUUGGGUACUCCAUGCAGGAAAUGUAUGAUGUUGUGUCCAAUGUGGAUGAAUACAAGGACUUUGUUCCUUGGUGCAAAAAAUCACUUGUGGUCUCUAAGCGCACAGGCCAUGCAAAGGCCCAACUGGAAGUUGGAUUCCCUCCCAUUGUGGAACGUUACACAUCCAUUGUGACGUUGGUGCGGCCCCAUAUGGUGAAGGCUGUCUGCACAGAUGGAAAGCUAUUCAACCAUUUGGAGACUAGCUGGCGUUUCAGCCCUGGCAUUCCUGAUGCUAGUCUGACAUUCGAACCACUGCACCAGGCUGGCGGUGAAGGAAGCAAAUGCUCUACUCACGUGAUAAAUGCACAUCUGUACAACCGGAAGGCUCUUGGGCAUUGUGCCUGUUUCAUUCAGUCCCUGGCUGUUGGAGAGCAAAUUUCUUUUGAGUUCCGCUCCCUGCUGCAUUCACAACUGGCCACAGUUUUCUUCGAUGAAGUGGUCAAGCAGAUGGUGGCAGCCUUUGAGCGGCGGGCAGGAAAGAACUUCGGCCCUGAGACUCGCAUUCCCCGAGAGCUCAUGUUCCACGAGGUGCACCAGACGUGAAGGCUGCCCGGCUGCUGUGGAGGCAACGCGGACUCUUUGUGCUGGGAGGCACGCUCGAGGGCUUACCCAGCCCAUCUCUUUUUACCUAUUUAUUUGGUUUCUUCCAGUAUCCUGUCUAAUUUAUCCACUGGACCUUUUGUGAUGAAGAGACUCGUUCCAGAAAAAGGGGCCGGGCUACUGUGUUGCCUAUAGAACAACCUCUCAGCCUUUUGAGUUGCCUGGCUGUGCUCUUAUGCUGGGUCACCUUGGUUUUUUUGGGUUAGCGCAUUUUACUUUUAAGCUUCCCCCUCUUUUAAAUCCCCAAUCUGAGGAUUUCCUCUCCAUCCCCUUGCCAUUCACCCCCGUGGCAUAUGCUCAUGUGGCUGCCUUAGGCUGUGGACUGUGCCAAUCCCUGUUUCUUGAGAGCAAGGUAGCAGAAGCGGUCACAUGCGAUCAGGUUCUCUUUUUGUGCCUCUUAAAUCAUGUGAAUAAACAGACUGGGGCUGCCUCUUGGCAAUACAAGGUGGGGCUGGCUGUGCCAGUUGCCUGGCAGUCUCAUUUAGGAGCUGAAUUUGCAACAGCAGCAUAAUAACCGGGUUGUCCAGCUGUGCUCUGGAACGUUUGAAGCCAAACGGAGAGCACACAAGGCACAGCAGAGGGGAAGCAGGCAGCUAUGAAGGAGUGGAGGAAAGGAGAUGUUCUGUAAUGGCUGCUUGGGGGCGCCAAAAACAAGCAAGCAAUGGGCAGCAGCUGGCCUGGGCGGCUCUUCCUCAUCCAAGUUUUGCACCUGUGCUUUGUUUGUACUUAGGAUGUCUAGGAUAGCUUUCAGACACAAAGGAAAGAUGCAUAUGCAAAAUGAAGGCUGAAAAGCUUACCAGACUCCAAGGAUACUCUUGGAGUCUAUUAACUUCAGAAAAGAGGUGUGAGAAGAGAAGCCCAAAUGGGUGGGAGGGAGGCCAGGCAAGGAGAAACCGCGCGGUCUGCUGUGACUGCCGCCAGCGCUUUCUUAAGAGUCGAGAUUUCCCGUCUCUCCUGGUUUGUUUAGACCCCAUAUUCCAAGCACCCAAACAUACCUGGCUUCUAGCGGCAGGUAGAGGGAGAAGUGUCUGAUUUAACCUCUCUAGUGGAGAAAACUGACCAGUUGAAAGCUAGAGGCACUGGAGCUAUGGUGUGAGCAAGCCUCCUCCAUGUUAUCAGCUCCAUGGUUGCAUGCCGGUGCCCUAAACAGCAGCUAGGGUAAGGCAUUAGUAGGUUGGGGGCUGAUUGUUUCUGAGUAGAGUCUCUUUCCCCCCCCUCUCCCUGCCUUCCUACAACCAUGGCUGCUCUUUCUGUACAAGGAGAGCGGCUGUGGCUUGUGCGCUGUGUGUUGCAGAGGGUUCAUCUGGAAGCGAGCGACUAGGGCUCCAUUCUCUUCAGGAGCUUCAUCUGGAAUCCACAGUUUCUGGUGUUUUGUCCCAUGAAGCUCCGUCCCACAGCCAUCAUGGCUGGUGUCAAUCUAAUUAGCUGUUCCAGAAACUGCCUUCUGUUCCCAUGACGCCGGUGUGGGUAUCCCAGGAGAGAGAGCUCUCUGUCUCUCUGGUCCAUUUUGUUUUCCUUAACUUUGCCACACUCUGCUAAUCAGGAAGAUAAGUUUACCUAAGUGAGAUGCACAUUUUGCACAAGCCGUGGACGCACAUUAUUGCUGGUGUUGAGUUGGGGAGGUCUCCCUUGGCAAGAGGGUGGAGCUGCCAUCCCUCAAAUGCACCCAUAUCAAGGGCUGAGCCAUGCAGUGUACUGUAUGUUUUUGGUUCCCAAGAGUGGUUAGGUGGGAGGGAGUUGUCUGUAUGAGAGAAUGAGUGCGCACCUAUAUGCUGUCAUAGUUUACCAUUGGGACUGAAUGAGGUCAGUUUGUGGGGGAAGGGGAGAGAGGAGAAGGAGAGUAUUGAGUUGUGCGGUGGGGAGGAGCGGGAGCAGGGUAGCGCUAUAUAAAUCUUAGGCACUGCUUUCCGACCCUCUGCUUCCUCAAAUGUUGGUGGUGCAGUGGCACUAACACCUAAGCCAGUGCGCUGAAAAAGUUCUGUCUGGAGGACGGCUCAACAGAGGCUUGACUUACGGAUAGAACUGAAACCAUCAAUCAUUCUCUGAGGUGUCUUCCAGCAUCAAGAUUUUUCUAGCCCUAGUUAAGAGAUUUCCAAGUUUCUCCCUUUUUUGUUCAUUUGCCCUGUGAUUGACAUUCAAGUCAAAAAGGCAGGCUGGGAAAGCCUGUGCAUAGCGGAUGGCUAGUUUGCUGAUAAAGUCUUAGAGACACGGGCUAGGUCACAUCUGAAGCCAUGUUUAGGGUAAUUGGAAGCAAGCAACAUGUGAACCAUUGAGAUUACCCUUCUUGGACAGGGCUGUAUCUUGAUGUGAGGCUGUCUGUUGUGGCAGAGAUCUCUGAUCAGUCAUUUGUGAUGUGGCAUGGCAUUUCCACCAGGACCAGCAUCUUUCUCUGAUGGCUUCCCUUUAUCCCACAGAGAACUGGUUGUUCUCUUGCUGAACAUUGCGUAUAUGUCUGUCAGCUCCCCUUAAAUCUGUGCGGUUCCUCUUGAUGACUUCCCUGUGGAAAGACUGCUUUCCUGUCUUUUAUGUUGAAGUAGCAACUUGGAUAUCUGGUAUCUUCCCUGAGUCCAGCCCCUUCUUAUUUCUGAUGGUUUUCAAAUACCAACCAUGGUGUGAUGUACAGCUACACCAUGAUCAGUGUGACUAUGGAUUUAGACCAAUAUUUCAUAUCCUUUGUUGAAAGUUUCCCUGCCAAUGAUGGUUCAGAUUUGAAAGCAUUCUCUCUUCCCGUCCUGCUAAAAAAAGGUAGCACUCUUUUCCCAACAUGCUGAUGAAGAUCUGGUUGCAAAGAGCACCCUUUUCUUUGAUCUUCAUCCCAGUUUAUGCCAUUGUCCUACAUAUAAGACAGAUGGGCCCAACUAUGGUGGAGUAUACAUGGCAGAUGUUACCCUUUCCUUCCAAAAGGAGAGGCAUUUUGAAAGCCAGUUUCCUGGACCAGGAGACUCUGCAUGGAAGCAAAUAGUUUUCCUCUCUGUAUAUUUGAAGUAUUUGUGAUAAUGAGGAAGCUGCCCUGGGAGGAGCAGUUAUUCUUUUUUUUUCUAAUUACCCAGGAGGAAAUAAUUCACUUAGCAGACCAAGCACAUUCUGUACUGUACUAAUGGAGAACAGCAAGUUUAGAAGGGAACCUUCUUGCUUACCUGUCCUUAUCCUAAGGGUGCAUUGUGGGGGAGGAAUUGCAACUUCCCCCCUAUCUAGAUGUCUGACUAGCACAGAAUGCUGAACAGUGCACUUUCCCCAUUUUGUUUCGAAAGUGUGAUGCCAUAUGGACCCCUAGAGGGUCCAGUUACACAGAAGGAAGAUCUGAGCUUCAACAGGGAAAGCCCCAGGUUCAGAUGCCUGCCUCACACUCGAAUGUCAGCAGGUGGCUGGGAGCCAAGUCGCUGCCUCUCACCCACAGCUUCUGUCAAGGAUCCUUUUAAACCGCUCUGUAUGCUGAAGCGUUACAAAAAUAAUUCAAGCAAAUGCAGCUUCUCCCAGUGCCAGGUAGUAAUAAGGUGUAGUCUCUAUAAAAGUUCUCCCUUCUUUGUAAACCUCCUGAAGUUGCCAGGGCUCUUUCUUCUUUCUGUCUAGCAAUCUUAGUAGAAAAUCACUGAUUGGCCUAUUAAGGUUGCAGUCUCCUAUGGAGUAAAUCUCAUUAAACUCAAUGGAACUUUCUUCUCUCUGAACACACUUCAGUUUGCACUUUUUAGACUAUCACUUGCCCAGUUGUGUAGUAUCUGUGUGUAGAAAGGCAUCAGUCACCUCAAGAGACUAGUGAUUCAAAGAAAGCCUCGCUCUGACUACAUUAGGCUUGCUGUUCUGCAGAAGCACAGCAUGGGGGCCAGACCAGUGGGGUAUUGAGAACAGAAUUCAGCUUCCUACAAAUCUCAAGUUUUCAUUUUUUAAAGUGAGAAGCAGGUUUCUAGUCCUUGUGGCUAUGAAGAUAUGUGUGAAAAUGUGCAGGCAAUGCCUACUGAGAACGCAGAAGUCAAGAGGAAUAGCCAAGGCUUCCAGUAGUUGGGAGUGUAUUCCUCAUAUUUGCAAAAUGUAGAAUAAAAAGUGCCAAGAAGGGAAGAAGGGGGGGGGGAGGGAAUGACGUACAGUUAAUUGGUAUCAUUCAUACAGUCCACUGAAUUCAGUGUUGGUGCAGAACUGGGGUUGUCUGGGCAUGAGCUUCCCAUUUGAGCAUGGAAUGCAGCCAGCCAUGCAUACAAGCAGCUAUUUCCCUGCCUGAGUACCUGCCUUGGUGGUUUCUCUUUCUGUGUGCAUUCCACCGAGCUUGCUGCUUUCUGUGGGGAGGGACAGCCUGUGCAGAGGUGAGGGGGCUGUAGCAGGGGAGGUGGUCAAACCGCCUCCUCGUCACUUCCAUCAGCGGAACUGGGCUUGUGAAAGAUGUACAUGGAACCAUUUCACCCCUUCCCUCUCCUUACUGCACCCCCCCCCCCGACUCAAGCAGCUGUUCCCCAGGACUGAUCUUCAUAGGGGGUCAGAAGGGGCUGCAGGAAAAUCAGCCUUCCACGCAGAUGUGGCCAGAGAGAGAUUAGUAGUAAUCGCAGAGAUUCUUCUGGCUGGGCUCUUACUGUGCACACUUGUAUCCCACAAGGUUGUUGGGUCCUGUUCUCCAGUGCUGUCAUGACACCGGUUUUGGCAAUUAUUACUCUGUCCGUACCUUUGGUGUUCUGAACUUCUGGUGGGAUAUUUCUUUCAUAGCUAUGAGUGUUAGAAACCUGCUUUUUUUAAAUAUAAAAACAAAGUGCUCAUUGGAUGUGCAGUGACUUAAGUACUGACUAAAUGCAAGUGGUCAGCUCACCAUUACGCACUUGCCAAGAAAGGACCAAGACCGGCUUGUAUGUGCUAAAACAGUGUUCUUGUUUUUUGGAAGGAUGGGUGGUAUAAAUUCUGCUGAGACUAUUUUUUUUCCUGUGUGACUAGUUGGAAUUAUUGUAAAGAUGAUCCUUGAAUCAUGAAUUGCGUUAAUAUAGAUGUCAGCCGAGUCCCUUUUAGACUGACAGAAAUAGAUCAUGGCAUCAGGUCACCUAAAGUUAUUAAAUUGUGACUGACAUCCCAUUGGUUUCAAGGGAGUUUAAUGUUAGGUGUGUGUAUGUGGAGUGGGGCUCUUCUGGUUAAAUAAAAUAAGUCAAAGCAGCAUUCUUCAUUAAGUGCUUGUUGAAACUCAGUCCUCAUUAUGUUGAAUUCUCUGAGUCUCUGCUGAGCUCGAGUUUCUCUGGUAAGGGCUUUGCAUCGAUGAGACUCAUGCUGGACCUGGCUUAUAAUUGGGCCAUUCACCCUCCUGUUGAUGUCUUACAUUACAGGCUGAGGGGUGUCCUAAUGUCCUUUGGCUCUUGUAAGCCGGGUGUCCUUUCUCACCCCAUUGAAACUUAAGCCACCCCAUGCUGAGCCCCCAAUCCUACUGUUCUCACGAUCAAAGCAGUUGUGGCAUAGAUGCUGGAGUGCCUUCUGCUUUCACUUACCUGACUCCUGCUGUCUCGCCUGGUGCAUGCUACCUCAGCUUGUUAGGAAAUGGGAUUAUUGCUGGAGGAAAAAAGAUGCAAAGCCUGUCUCCUCAAAAAGUUGAAAGACUGAACCAAUCCCAAGAGCAUUUUUA